CCCAACAUGAACAAUCCACAGUUGCUAGCCUGAAUUGAACCAUACGAAGGAAGUCAAACACAACACAACCACAACUAAAAUGGCUGCUUCUUCUGCUUCAUUUUCCGUCACCUUAACAGCAAAAACCCUAACAAUCACUUCUCACACCCCCCAUUUCCGAUUCAAACCCUCCCCUCUUCGCAUCUUCCUUCAAUCCACCCGCAAACCCAUCACCCUCCGCACCAACGCCUAUAUCCCAAUCCAAUGUCUCUUCACCGGUCUCGUCGAAGAAAUCGGCACCGUCAAAAAACUCGGCGAAUCUCCUAACGGCGGUUUCGACUUACAACUCAACGCUAAAACCGUCCUCGACGGCGUCAGCCUCGGUGACAGUAUCGCUGUCAACGGCACAUGCCUCACCGUAACAGAAUUCGACCAAAUCGCUUCUGAUUUCACCGUCGGUGUAGCCCCAGAAACUCUGAGAAAAACAUCUCUCCUCGAACUCGAACCCGGUUCACCGGUGAAUCUCGAAAGAGCGUUAACUCCGUUGAGUAGAAUGGGUGGACAUUUUGUUCAAGGUCACGUGGAUGGCACGGGGGAGAUUGUUUCGAUGAUUCCUGAAGGGGAUUCGUUGUGGGUGAAGAUUAGGGUUGAGAAGAAGGAGUUGUUGAAGUAUAUUGUUCCUAAAGGGUUUAUUGCUGUGGAUGGGACUAGUUUGACUGUGGUUGAUGUUUUUGACGAUGAAGGUUGUUUCAAUUUUAUGUUGGUUGCUUAUACUCAGAAUAAGAUUGUUGUUCCCAUGAAGAAGAUUGGUCAAAAGGUUAAUCUUGAAGUUGAUGUUCUUGGUAAGCAUGUUGAGAGGCUUCUUAGUAGUGGUUUUGUUCCCUCCAUUGCGCCGAAUUCUUUAUGGUCUUCAUCACAGGAGCAGUAGCUUAUUUGAUUUCUGUUUAUUUUUAUAAGCUCGAGUAUAGUUUACUAAGAAAAGCUUUUAGCUUAUACGAAAAUAGUUUGAUUUUAUUUUAUCUUCUGUUAUCAAAAUAAUUUAUAUAUAAGCAUUUACAUGAUAAGUGCUUAUACUAUAAGUGUUAAAUUAAAUUGUUUAUCCUAACAAAGAUUAUGUAUUGUUCUCCUUUUUUGAAAAGCAAAAUAUAAACAAAAAGGGUGGUUUUGUAUGUUUGUGUGUGAGGUUAAUUGUUUGUUAUACAAGAGUUGGUGGUAAAUAGUGAGUUUGCAUUUGGUGACUUUGUAGUGAAGCUUUAAAAAGGUGAGCUUGAUUACGCUGAUUGAGCUAUUAUAAACUAUAAUUGGAGGUUCUUAUUCUCAA
Messenger RNA from Medicago truncatula (barrel medic), 1300 nucleotides. Its product is annotated as riboflavin synthase. The transcript has a single exon. Bases 80 to 907 code for a protein of 275 amino acids. The record is from RefSeq and is a predicted model, not a curated record. NCBI's taxonomy places the organism in Eukaryota, Viridiplantae, Streptophyta, Magnoliopsida, Fabales, Fabaceae. Gene Ontology annotation, biological process: riboflavin biosynthetic process. Gene Ontology annotation, molecular function: riboflavin synthase activity.